Messenger RNA from Chaetomium globosum CBS 148.51, 1002 nucleotides. RefSeq lists its product as uncharacterized. NCBI's taxonomy places the organism in Eukaryota, Fungi, Ascomycota, Sordariomycetes, Sordariales, Chaetomiaceae. The record is from RefSeq and is a predicted model, not a curated record. Bases 1 to 1002 code for a protein of 333 amino acids. The transcript has 3 exons.
AUGACAACCACAACGAGAUCCGCGGCCAAGAAACAAGACCAGUCGACAAGCACAGCUCCUGGUGAAGAAGCCCAGCCGGGCUCAAAGCACAAGACGCAGGAAACUGCAGCGCCUCCCAGCCCUAAGCGGGUCAAGAACGAAGAAGGGGAUGAAAGGGAGCAAGGCAAGGCACAAGAGACAUCAACCCAGGGGGGCAAAGCCAAAUCCGACAAACAGCACCAGCAGAAACAAGAAAACGGCAGCGAGGACACCAAGCCCCCGAAAGAGGAGAAGCCAUCCACCGACUCCGACUCGGACUCCACCCCGGCCAGCAUCCUCGAAAAAGGCCUCAUCUACUUCUUCAUCCGCCCGCGCGUCGACAUCUCAACCCCCACCUCCAUCAACGACAUCGCCCGCACGCACAUCGCCCUCCGCCCCAUCCCACACAACACCAAAACCCUCCACACCACCACCCCCAACCCCCCCAACGAUCCCCACCCACGCAUCCGCCUCUGCGCCAUCCCCAAAAAAACCCUCCCCCUCACCGGCCACGACCGCUGGCUCGGCUUCGUCGAAAACCCACACACCUCCCUCACCCAACUCCGCGACCGCGUCCUCGCCGAGUCCACCUACGAGACCAAGACGGCGGGGACGCGGCACGCGCCGCAGGCCAAGCCCCUCGCCGAGGGCGUGUAUGCGCUGACCAGCACGGGGAAGGCCAGCCAUCUGGUACUGCUCGAGGAGUUUCGGUCGCUUCGAUGGGUUCCGACCCAGCCAAAGCAUCUGGACUACGAGAACGCGCAGUUCCUGUUGGUGGGUGAGUCCUCUGGGACUGAGAAGGCAUUGGCGCCGCAGGAAGAAGACGAAAAGGAGGGCAAGGCGGAACCCGCCGAGGAGAUGGAGGAGUUGGAGGAAGAAGACGCGAAGAGGAUGAAAGGGCUGGGUAAAGACGACUCGGACCGCAUCUUUGCGGAUCUACAAGCCGAUGCAGGGGAUUAUCCUGAGUUGCAGACGACCUUCUGA